AUGCCUCCUUUAGGGACCAGUGAUGCCGACAACAUAACCGGCACUUCAUUGACCAAGGCAACAACCAAGGAAUGCAUUGGGUGCAAGCGGGUACUUGCUUUGGAACAGUUUGCCUUGGCUACCAAAGGCAAGGGCAAAGGACUGCCAAAAGCAACUUGUAUGUCUCGUUCUGUACGACAGUCUGAAUGGGCUAAAGAGAAGUACCGUGAAAAAUGGGAUACUGAGAAGGAAAAUACCACCAAUGAACCCACCAAUGAGUCAGCGGCUGCUGGACUUGGUGUUGUAGCACUCGAAGACUUCCUCGCACUUCUCAGCAGACCGUAUUACCAAGUUAAUUUGGGAUAUGAUGAGUUACCGUUGGCUUUAUGGAAUAAAAUCCUCCAGAAGUACCCUAAUCCAACGUUUACGAGGAAGGCUAUCUACCAGAUCUGGUCUAAAAUUGGCAGCCAGCAAUGGAAGCGUGAUGAAGAUGAGAUGGUGUCAGCAAAAAUGCUUCUGGAGUAG
Serpula lacrymans var. lacrymans S7.9 is the source of this 504-nucleotide messenger RNA. RefSeq lists its product as uncharacterized. The transcript has 3 exons. The record is from RefSeq and is a predicted model, not a curated record. NCBI's taxonomy places the organism in Eukaryota, Fungi, Basidiomycota, Agaricomycetes, Boletales, Serpulaceae. Bases 1 to 504 code for a protein of 167 amino acids.